Parathielavia appendiculata is the source of this 1156-nucleotide messenger RNA. Its product is annotated as ARF/SAR superfamily. Gene Ontology annotation, biological process: vesicle organization; endoplasmic reticulum to Golgi vesicle-mediated transport; intracellular protein transport. Gene Ontology annotation, molecular function: GTP binding; GTPase activity. The record is from RefSeq and is a predicted model, not a curated record. The transcript has 4 exons. Lineage: Eukaryota; Fungi; Ascomycota; Sordariomycetes; Sordariales; Chaetomiaceae. Gene Ontology annotation, cellular component: COPII vesicle coat; endoplasmic reticulum exit site. Bases 129 to 698 code for a protein of 189 amino acids.
CCUCCAGGGACGCUAGCUUGGCACUUUUUAGAUUCUGUUGAAGGAACUCGCUCAGGUGCUACACUCGUCUCCAUCAACUACAGUCUGCACAGGAGAUCGCCCACCCAUCACCAAAUUCCAACACCAUCAUGUGGAUCAUUAACUGGUUCUACGACGUUCUGGCCUCGCUUGGCCUGCUCAACAAGCACGCGAAACUGUUAUUCCUCGGUCUUGACAAUGCCGGAAAGACGACGCUGCUACACAUGCUCAAGAACGACCGCGUUGCGAUCCUGCAGCCGACCCUGCAUCCUACCUCGGAGGAGUUAUCGAUCGGAAAUGUGAGGUUCACAACAUUUGAUCUGGGCGGCCAUCAGCAAGCCCGUCGCCUGUGGAAGGAUUAUUUUCCCGAAGUCAACGGCGUCGUGUUCUUGGUUGACGCCAAGGACCACGAGCGGUUCCCCGAGGCCAAGGCCGAGCUCGACGCCCUCCUGUCGAUGGAGGAGCUGGCCAAGGUGCCCUUUGUCAUUCUCGGCAACAAAAUCGACCACCCGGAUGCCGUGUCCGAGGACGAGCUCCGCCACCAGCUCGGCAUGUACCAGACGACGGGCAAGGGCAAGGUGCCGCUCGAGGGCAUCCGGCCCAUCGAGGUGUUCAUGUGCUCGGUGGUCAUGAGGCAGGGCUAUGGCGAAGCCAUAAGAUGGCUGUCCCAGUAUGUGUAGAGCACUGCUGACUGGGGUUGGUGGCAUUAAUCAGAGUGUGAUACUCGCGGAGGGCACAGCGGACGGGAGAGAUGGAGUCGGCAGAACGGGUGCGAGUCUGUUUUGGGAAGCAAGAAUAGAAAGACUUGCGGUCGAUGCGUCUUCGCUGUCAUGGGGCUCACUUGUAGGUCCAUGGGCGCUGCUGGGAAAUUUUUCCUACUACACCUAGUCUGAACUACGACACGAUAUGACUCGGCAACUAUACCUCUUGUGUUGGUUGGGGACUCGGCUUGCGGGUUAGAUCUCACCAUAAGGCAUGAUGCUCGAGAGUGACUGAGCACCUGGUUUCAAUUUUAUUUUCUUAUUCUUCCGGGAGUAAUGCAUAGCCCAUGGUACCCUAAGGAGCAGAUCACUGUUCAGCCUAGUACGAGCCUGAGAUGCUGUGAGAAGGGAGAUGCCGCGGCGCAGCAUCAGCCAUG